AUGGCCAACGUAAACAACCUCGCAGACAAGCUAUCUGAGCUUAAAAUUAAAUCUGAUGCGCCGUUGACGGCUGGAACAUCGCGGGUGCCGUCCAAGAUUCAAAGCGUUUCUGCAUCCUCUUCGCGAGUGCCUCCAAGUAGUGUUCCGAAAGGAUUAGGCACCAAGACAUCCUCUUCAACGCUCAAGGACGCGUCGAAAUCGGCCGGAACCAGCGGUGCCACAAGCACAACACGCCCAGAAGCGACGAAAACAGAUUCGGCGUCAAGUGCUCCUCGCGCGCCACAGGUGAACGUUGCAGACAUUGGAGCGUAUGAUGGCGGAUUUGAGAACGAGUUGCAGAGUGGGAGAGGUUCAGAGGUUCAUGGCGAGGCGGCAGAAGAUCUUGCGCUGGAUUCGUCGACUUCGCGAACCGCACUAUACCCUACGCGUGAGUGGCGACUCUCGUCUUUUGAGAUGGGACGUCCGCUUGGGAAAGGCAAGUUUGGACGUGUAUACAUGGUCAGAACAAAGACAGAGCCGCGAUAUAUUGUCGCCCUCAAGUGCCUGUACAAAAGCGAAAUUGUCGAGAGCGGUGUGGAGAAACAAGUACGUCGGGAGAUUGAAAUCCAGCAAAAUCUUCGGCAUCCGAAUAUCCUACGCAUGUACGGAUAUUUCCAUGACUCGAAGCGGAUCUUCAUCAUGCUAGAGUUUGCAGCCAAGGGAGAACUUUACAAGCAACUAGUCAAGAAGGGACGGUUUAGCGAACGAAGAUCUAGUAGAUACGUCGCUCAGAUGGCAGACGCCCUCCAAUAUCUACAUUCCAAACACGUCAUUCAUAGGGACAUCAAACCAGAAAACUUGCUCAUAGGGAUCUCUGGCGAACUCAAGAUUGGUGACUUUGGUUGGUCGGUCCACGCGCCAUCGAACCGUCGAACGACUCUAUGCGGCACGUUGGAUUAUCUUCCACCAGAAAUGGUCGAACAUAAGCCACACACUGCAGCGGUCGACCUGUGGGCACUCGGGGUGCUCUGCUACGAGUUCUUAAGCGGCUGUCCACCAUUUGAAGAACUGAGUGGAGCACGGGCAACACAUAGGAGAAUUGCUCGUGUGGAAUAUACGAUUCCGGAUCAUGUUUCUCCAGAAGCAGCGGAUCUCAUUGAAAAGCUCCUUCAAUACACUCCUACCGCUCGUUUGUCUCUUGACAAAGUACUCAGGCACCCCUGGAUUGUCAAGUAUGAAGAGCGGAGUAAGGGGUCAUCGGGCGUAUAA
Molecule: messenger RNA, 1248 nt
Organism: Serendipita indica DSM 11827
Lineage: Eukaryota; Fungi; Basidiomycota; Agaricomycetes; Sebacinales; Serendipitaceae
Source: the annotation of a GenBank genome assembly